AUGGACAGAAAGCAGAGCACUGUAACACCUCCUGCAGAAGUUAACACUUCACUAUCAGUACUAGUGGGCACAAAGGCUGUGCUCUCUUGCCCUCCUGUGCUGUGGACAAGUAUGCUGCUAACAACAUGGGAAAUAGUCCUCAGAGACAAGUUGCCCUGCUUCAGAGCCUUCAGGGGUGAUACAAAUGAGACCAAGGGAGGAAACUGUACCGACGAGAGAAUAACCUGGGCCUCCAGACUUAACGAGAAUCCUGCCCUUCAGAUUGAUCCAGUGGCCAUCACUCAUGAUGGGUAUUACAGGUGUCAAAUGGUAACACCUGAUGGGAAUUUCCAUCAUGGAUAUCACCUCCAAGUGUUAGUGCCCCCUGAGGUGACCCUGGUUCAAACUGAGAAUGGAACUGCAGUGUGCAAGGCAGUUGCAGGGAAGCCAGCUGCACAGAUCUCCUGGACCCCAGAGGGAGAUUGUGUCACUGAGCAAAAACGUCAUUGGGGCAAUGGCACAGUGACCAUCCAGAGUACAUGCUACUGGGAGGGCCGCCAUGUACCUAAUGUGUCCUGCUCUGUCUUCCACUUGACUGGCAACAAGAGUCUGUCCAUAGAGCUGGAUCAAGGUGUCAGAACCCUGAGAUUUCCAGCAUCAGCCUUACUGAUCAUUCUCUAUGUGAAAUUCUCUCUUUUCUUGGUUAUCCUAGUCACUGUGGGCUUCAUCUACUUCCAGAGAACAAAUGAUUGA
This is a messenger RNA of Eubalaena glacialis (North Atlantic right whale), 732 nucleotides long. RefSeq names its product cell surface glycoprotein CD200 receptor 1-like. The record is from RefSeq and is a predicted model, not a curated record. Gene Ontology annotation, biological process: regulation of neuroinflammatory response. Gene Ontology annotation, molecular function: signaling receptor activity. The coding region runs from base 1 to 732 and encodes 243 amino acids. NCBI's taxonomy places the organism in Eukaryota, Metazoa, Chordata, Mammalia, Artiodactyla, Balaenidae. The transcript has 4 exons. Gene Ontology annotation, cellular component: external side of plasma membrane.